Alosa alosa (allis shad) is the source of this 1331-nucleotide messenger RNA. RefSeq lists its product as uncharacterized. The transcript has 2 exons. NCBI's taxonomy places the organism in Eukaryota, Metazoa, Chordata, Actinopteri, Clupeiformes, Clupeidae. The record is from RefSeq and is a predicted model, not a curated record. The coding region runs from base 246 to 1097 and encodes 283 amino acids.
CUUGGCCAACAGACUCCUUGGCCAACAGACUCCUGGGCGGCGAGGCUUUCAAGAAAGAAGAAACAGGACUCUGUGUGCAGAGACAGGGAGAACAUGCUGGAAGGAAACUGACUGUGGUGGACACACCUGGAUGGGACAGGGUGUCUGUGCAACGCACACCUGAACACAUCAAACAGGAGAUCAUACGAAGCACCUCACUUUGUCUACCAGGACCUCAUGCCCUGCUCCUGGUUCUUCCCAUAUCCAUGGAUGGAGAUCCUCCCUCAGCAAAUGAGAUGAAAUCAGCCUCCCAUCAUGUAGAGCUGCUGUCACCCAGGGCCUGGAGACACACCAUGGUGCUGUUUGUCUGUAAGGAUGAGAUGGAGAAGUCUGUCAUUGAUCGGCAUGUGCAGGGUGCCAAGAAGCUCACUGACAAAUGUGAAGGGAGGUUCUUCAUACUGGAGAGAGACAAUGAAGUCUCCCACCUGCUACAGAAGAUAGAGGACAUUGUAGAGCAGAACUGUGGAGAUUUCCUGAUACCCCAAGUCUACUACGAGGUGUUUGAGAAGAGAAUGCCAAGUGGGAUUGUAGAACAAAGCAAGAUGUAUGAGAGGAGGGAGGAGGAACUCAAGGAGAAGUAUAAAGAGAAACUUCAGAAGAUGGAGGCAGAAAGAGAUAAGGCAUUAAGAAGACGUGGAAGCUUUGGACUCUUACCACCGACCAUGUCUGACACAAGCAAAAUCCAGCAUCAGGAUUCUGAGAUAGAGAAGAUUGAAUUGCAACCUCUGAAACAGGGUUACCAUGAGGAAUUUGUAACAAUUCCGAGAUAUUAUAUUAAGAUGUUAAUGGUCAUAAUGGCGGCUGUCGUGGGAGCAUUUGUGGGGGCAAUUGGGGGAGCAGAUAAAGGAGCUCUGGGAUCAUGUACAGGGAUGGCCAGUGGCUUUUUAAUUGGCCUGUUAAUGGGCUUAUUGGUAAUGGGAGUAACUAAGUUGGUAAAAGGUAACACCAGCUUAACUCUAGUCUUUGGAGGUACAGACCAGAAUCCUCAAGAAAAAAUGCAGGGUCCACGGGACGGUUCACAUUCUCCUAAAACAUGUAAAAAGGAGAAAGAACAGUGACACCAUGUGCUGCAAUUUUCUGUCCACGUUAGGGCUGUAACAUACACCAACCUCACGAUUCGGUUUGUAUCACGAUAUUUGACCCACGGUUCGAUACGAUUUUUUUUUUUUUUUUGGGGGGGGCUAGACAUUUGAUUAAAUACCAGAGGAUUACAGUAUAAUAUAUAGUAGGCUAUAAUAUAUCUGUACUGAUUGGACUGUUCAGUUUUCCCAUGUGUGUUUCAAGGUAAUACU